Molecule: messenger RNA, 4242 nt
Organism: Aspergillus thermomutatus
Lineage: Eukaryota; Fungi; Ascomycota; Eurotiomycetes; Eurotiales; Aspergillaceae
Exons: 13
Coding region: 1-4242 (1413 amino acids)
Biological process (GO): transmembrane transport
Cellular component (GO): membrane
Molecular function (GO): ATP binding; ABC-type transporter activity; protein binding
Source: RefSeq, a predicted model, not a curated record
AUGCCUGUGCGAGACAGCCAAGUUCCGAGCGAACAGGACCCCGUUGUGAGUGAUGAGGAGCUCAAUAAAAUUCGACGCGGGCCACUGGGCAAGACUGUUCUGCGUUUCGUUUCCCAAGAUCCCGACCGGUAUCCGAAACGCACCGCAGGCGUCUCCUUUCGAGGCUUAUGUGUCUCGGGAUACGGCAGUCCGCUGGACUAUCAGAAGAACGUUUUAAAUGUGGUAUUUCAAGCGAUGGAGGUUGUUGCCGGCUUGGGCCGUCGCAACCAACAAAAGAUUCGUAUCCUCCGAAAUCAUGACGGGCUGCUCCUCAGCGGCGAGAUGCUGCUUGUUCUAGGUCGGCCAGGCAGUGGCGUGUCCACGCUGUUGAAGACAAUCGCCGGACAAACAAAGGGUCUACGUAUCGAACCCGAGGCGAUCUUCAGCUAUAAAGGCAAGCAAACAGCGUUGGGCCAGACUUUCUUUUACGCGGCAUUGGCAAAGACUCCGCAGAACCGACUUCCAGGAGUCUCACGAGAACGCUAUGCCGCUCAUAUGCGGGACGUUAUUAUGGCUGUCUUCGGGCUGUCGCAUACUAUCAAUACCAAGGUCGGGGAUGACUUUGUCCGGGGUGUCAGUGGCGGUGAGCGCAAGAGAGUGAGUAUUGCGGAGGUAGCAUUAGCUCAGAGCCCUAUCCAGUGCUGGGACAAUGCUACCCGAGGAUUAGAUAGCGCGACAGCCCUGGAGUUUAUCCGGACAGUGAGGUUGUCCGUCGACCUAACAGGAGCCGCUGCAGUCGUCGCGCUUUACCAGGCUUCUCAACGAGCAUACGAGGAAUUCGACAAAGUCACUGUCCUGUACGAGGGCAGGCAGAUAUAUUUUGGACCAACCGACCGCGCGGUGGAAUAUUUCGUUGAUCUAGGUUAUCAUUGCCCAGCUCGACAGACCGCGGCUGAUUUUCUAACUUCACUCACUAAUCCCAGUGAACGAGUUAUCCGGCCAGGGUUCGAGGCUCGUGUACCCCGUACGCCGGAUGAGUUCGCUCAGACGUGGCGCAACAGCGAACUUCGGAAACAGCUGAUAGACGAUAUUGUUCAGUAUGAGAUCGAAAACCAGAGAUGUGGGAAAUCUGUGGAAGAAUUUACUCGCUCUCGACAGGCACAGAAAUCUUCUUGGAUACGUGGUGUCCGACGACUUCUAGGGGACAAAUCGUUCUUCUUCAUUACGGUCUUUGGUAACCUUUUCAUGUCCCUGAUCCUCGGCAGUGUCUUUUAUGACCUUCCAGACACCACUGCAGCUUUGAAUAAUCGGUGUAUUCUGCUGUUCUUCGCUGUUUUGUUUAACGCGUUGAAUAGCUCUCUCGAGAUUUUCUCCCUAUAUGCUCAGCGGCCGGUUGUAGAGAAGCAUGCGACUUACGCUUUCUAUCAUCCUCUAGCCGAAGCUAUCGCCUCAGCGAUAUGCGACCUUCCCUGCAAAGUCCUUUCCACAAUUGCCUUCAACAUCCCGCUCUACUACAUGUCCAACCUGCGCCGAGAGUCUGGUCAUGUCGCAGUCUAUUUGCUCUUCGCCUUCACUUCGACACUGACAAUGUCAAUGAUCUUCCGCACGAUUGGACAGUCUAGUCGAACCAUCGCACAGGCUUUAACUCCAGCGGCACUCUUCGUCAUCGGUCUUGUUGUAUACACUGGCUUCGUGCUGCCCACACGAAACAUGCAGGUUUGGCUUCGUUGGAUAAAUUAUAUAAAUCCACUUGCCUACUCUUACGAAGCCAUUAUCGCCAAUGAAUUUCAAGGGCGAACCUUUGCGUGUGAGAGCUUUGUGCCUUCUGGUCCGAAUUAUUCCAGUAUCCCCGGUACGGCAAGAACAUGCUCCGUGGCAGGGUUGCCAGGAGCUGAGUCCGUGGAUGGGGACAUGUAUAUGAAUGCUACGUACCGAUAUUAUCACUCUCAUGUCUGGCGUAACUUCGGGAUACUUAUCGGAUACAUUGUCUUCUUCGGUUGCGUUUACGUACUGCUCGCCGAGUUUGUCACCGCGCAGGCAUCACACGGGGAGGUACUGCUCUUUCAACGUAAGAAAGUCCGUGAGGUCAAGCGCGCACAGGACGAGGAAUCCCGAGCCACGAUGCAAGAUGCGCUUGAUACAGCCGUUGCUGGAGAUGAAAAGGAAAAGGUGGUCAACCUUCAAAGGCAAACUGGCGUCUUUCACUGGAGACAUGUUUCCUACGAAGUUUUCAUAAAGGGGGAGAAGAGAAGAAUAUCGGAUGAUAUUGAUGGAUGGGUUAAGCCUGGGACUCUGACUGCAUUGAUGGGAGCUUCUGGAGCCGGCAAGACUACUUUAUUGGAUGUACUUGCUAGCAGGGUGACAACAGGCAUUGUAACGGGUGAUAUUUGCGUCAACGGACAUCCUAGAGAUAUAUCCUUUCAGCGACAGGUCGGCUACGUCCAGCAGCAGGAUAUCCAUCUAGAAACAACCACCAUCAGGGAGGCGUUACAGUUCAGCGCGUUGCUUCGUCAGCCUGCAUCGAUUCCUAAAGAAGACAAGCUUCGGUACGUUGAGGAAGUCUUGUCUCUUCUCGAGAUGGAAUCCUACGCGGACGCAAUUGUUGGCGUUCCAGGCGAAGGUCUCAACGUCGAGCAACGAAAACGCUUGACAAUUGGUGUCGAGUUGGCUGCAAAGCCUGAUCUACUUCAAACAGCAUGGUCCAUUGCGUCCCUACUACGGAAAUUGUCAGACCAUGGACAAGCCAUUCUUUGCACCAUCCACCAGCCGUCCGCAAUGUUAUUCCAGCAAUUUGAUCGCCUCCUGCUUCUCGCCAAAGGUGGCAAAACAGUCUAUUUCGGCGACAUCGGUGAGAAUUUCAAGACACUGAUCGAUUAUUUUGAGAAGCAUGGAGCAGAGCCCUGUGGGCCUUCAGACAAUCCCGCCGAAUGGAUGUUGAGAGUCAUCGGAGCUGCGCCAGGGAGUGUUUCGAAGCGUGACUGGGGAAAGAUCUGGAAAUCUAGUCCGGAAUAUUCAGAUGUUCAACGCAUGCUUGAUCAAAUUAAUCAUGAAAAACCGCCCCAGGCCCAAGACGCCUCGCUAAGUCAACAAUAUGCCGCACCGUUCCGAACCCAAUUGUGGCUCUGCACUAAGAGAGUCUUCGAGCAGUACUGGCGCACACCCUCGUAUAUUUACUCCAAAUUAACGUUAUGCUUCGGUUCCGCUCUUUUCAUCGGUCUCUCUUUCCUGAACACCAAGAUCUCGAUCCUGGGUCUCCAGCAUCAGAUGUUUGCUAUUUUUAUGCUAUUAGUCAUAUUCGCGUUUCUCACAUAUCAAACCAUGCCUAACUUCAUCAUGCAGCGAACGCUAUAUGAAGCUCGAGAGCGCCCAUCCAAAACAUAUUCGUGGGCCGUGUUCAUGCUGGCAAAUAUUGUGGUCGAGCUACCUUGGAAUACGCUUGCUGCCGUGCUAAUCUAUCUACCGUUCUACUACCUAGUUGGGAUGGACAAGAAUGCUGAGGCCACCCACACCGUGACACAACGGAGCGGGUUAAUGUUUCUUCUCUUCUGGUCGUUCAUGAUGCACUGCGCCACAUUUACAAGCAUGGUUGUGGCUAGCGUCCCCACGGCAGAGAUUGGCGCCAUCUUGUCUCUCCUGAUGUACGCAAUGUGCUUGAUAUUCUGUGGGGUCAUGGCGGCACCCGCUAGCCUCCCAGGCUUCUGGAUCUUUAUGUACCGUGCCUCGCCGCUAACAUACUUGGUCAGCGCUAUGCUAUCAACUGGCCUAGCCAACACUGAAGUCACAUGCUCCGACAUCGAGGUUACCCUCGUGAAUCCUCCUGCUGGGCAGACAUGUGCGGAAUAUUUAUCGGCCUAUAUGCAGACUGCCGGUGGGAAAGUGUACAAUCCCAACGCGACGACGAGCUGCCGAUAUUGUGCGCUCACAGAUUCUAAUAUGUUUCUGGCAUCGGUGUCGUCGGAUUACGAUGAGCGAUGGCGCAACUUCGGACUCAUGUGGCGAAGGGGCGGUGCUUCAAUCGUCCAACGGCUCAUCAAAACCGGCCGAGUGAAUGUCAACGCGGGAGACCGAUGGGGCCGCACACCAAUUUUCCACGCCAUUUCCUACCAGAAUCGCCAGAUUCUGGAAAUCCUACUGGAGGAUGACAGCCUCGACCUGUCCUGUCAGGAUGAUCUUGGCCGCACACCCCUCUACAGCGUGUCAAAGGGCCAGACGGCCCUAACGAAGAUGCUCCUGGGUCACCCGAGGCCCUAUGUGAACGUUUGA